AUGUCGCUAUCAUCGGCGCUCAAGGGCGAUUCGCCCCAGCAAGUGCGGUCGUUGUACCGCCAACUCCUCCGGCAGAGCGAGCAAUUCGCAUCCUACAAUUUCAGAGAAUACGCGAAGAGGCGGACACGGGACGCGUUCCGUGAGAAUAAGGCGGUCGAUGAUCAGAGGAAGAUACAGGAGCUGGUACAGAAGGGCCUGAAGGAGCUGCAGAUGAUGAAGCGACAAACGGUGGUUGGCCAUUUCUUCGAACUGGACCGAUUAGUGGUGGAGGGCGGGAUUUCGGGCAAACAGAAAGGGAACAAGGGCGGCAUCGUGCGACAGAAGGAUCAAGGUUGGAACUGA
Molecule: messenger RNA, 342 nt
Organism: Diaporthe amygdali
Lineage: Eukaryota; Fungi; Ascomycota; Sordariomycetes; Diaporthales; Diaporthaceae
Product: iron-sulfur cluster biosynthesis protein isd11
Exons: 5
Coding region: 1-342 (113 amino acids)
Biological process (GO): iron-sulfur cluster assembly
Cellular component (GO): L-cysteine desulfurase complex; mitochondrion
Source: RefSeq, a predicted model, not a curated record